This is a messenger RNA of Dioscorea cayenensis subsp. rotundata (Guinea yam), 2437 nucleotides long. RefSeq lists its product as uncharacterized. The record is from RefSeq and is a predicted model, not a curated record. The transcript is spliced from 3 exons. Lineage: Eukaryota; Viridiplantae; Streptophyta; Magnoliopsida; Dioscoreales; Dioscoreaceae. The coding region runs from base 70 to 2166 and encodes 698 amino acids.
AAGACGAGAGAGAGAGAGAGGAGUACACGAUCUCAUUCAGUGCGAGAAGAGAGCUGCGAGCUCGCUCCCAUGGCGUUCGAGAUCCCAACCGCCGUGAUACGAGACCUCCAGAUCCGGCUUCGGGAGCACGCUUGCAUCCAAUCCUACGACUCCCCCACGCCACCCCUCCCUUCGAUCGCCGACGCCGUCGCCUGCUUCGAUUCCUCCCUCCCUACCCACCUCCGGUGCACCAGAUGCCGUGCGGGGCUCCUCCGAGGCCAUAUGUCUACAAUCUGCGUCUUUUGUGGCGCAGAACAGCGGCGGGAUGGUACCCCUCUCACCAUCUCCUUCAAUUCCACUGUCGGUUGCCGGAAUCUCCUCGAUUCCCUCGGCCUUGAUGGUUCCGAAACUGUCACUUUGGAGCCUGAAAUGAAUGAGUCUAGUAAGAAAAGGGAUGCGCCAAAGGAUGAGUUGGUUUUGUCUGAUCUGUUAAAUCUGGAACUGAAGUGGCCUUUGGAUCCAAAGGUUGUUGAUGAUGACAGUAGCACUAAGCUGGCACCAUCCCAAAGUAUGCCUAUAAUGAACUUGUCUGGUGUUGAUCUGGAUAAUUUUUUUACUGAAAAUCAGACAGCCAGUAAUGCCCCUGGUUCAUCAUAUGAGCCAUUUUUACCUGAAAAACAGACUGGGAAUCCAGAGAGUGAUCGAUUUUCUGAUUCAGAAAAUAUGGCUUUCUCUGCAAACCUUCAUUCCUCAGGUGUGAUUAAGAGCUCUGUGGAUAGUAAAGGUAACCAGUUUGAAGGAUCUUUUGCUGAUUGGGAUGCUGAUUUUCAGUCUGCUGGUUCUGAAAGUUUUGCUACAGAUACCAAGACAGUAGACCAUUUCAAGGUUUCUCAUACUGUCAAGGAUUUUGAUGCUGAAAGUAAGUCAGAGUACCCCAAUCUAAAUGAACAUAUAGAACUUGAAAGAAACAGCAAAGCUAGCAGUAGAGAAUCUACAAAGGGUGGGGGUGAGUUUUCCUUAAAUGAUAGCGGGGCAGAUGAUUUCUGGAGUAAUAUGAAGACAGAGGUAUCGAAUGCUUCUGGUCAAUCAAAAAGCACAUCACUGGAUGAUAAUGAUGUCUUGAAGAACCAAACAAACCACAAAAUCUCAAUAAGUGAUAAUGGGACUGUAGAUAAUUUGUGGCCUGCUAGCAGCAACAAUGAUUCCAACAAUACAAGAGGUAUAGAGGAUAGCAAUGACUUAUUUGAUGAUUGGCAGGAUUUUACUAGCUCAGGAGUGCAACUAGAUGUGUCAAGUUCGCCAGUACAGACUGAUAGCAAAAUGUCCACAAAAGAGCAAUCUUUACAAGCCGAUUCAGCAAAUCUGCAAGAUAUUGAUUUUGGGGACUUCUUUGUUUCUAAUGGCUCCUCAGAAACUCAAGUUGUCCAUAAUUCUGCUAAAAAGGAAUUGAGUAGUACAAAAGGCAUGCAGGAAAAUAGUGACAUUUUUGAUGAUUGGCAGGGCUUACCUCACUUUGGAAAAGCUUUGACAGAUAUUCCAAAUGCUCAAACAAAAACUGGUUCAGGAACCACUUCACAUGAUCUUUCUUUGGAAACAAAGCCCACGGGUGUCCAAGAUAUAUCCUUUAGCGACUUCGUGUUUUCAGAUUCCACUUCCAGAUUGCAAGAUAGCCAGGGUCCAAGUAGCAGCAGAAAGGAAUUGGAUGUUAACAGCCUAAACAGCAAUGAUCUUUUUGACAGCUGGCAGGAUUUUACCAGCUUUGGUGCUACACCAGCAGGUUCACUGAACUCUCGGUCCCUUGCUGGGGUUGGGACUUCUUUGAUAGAGGAUUCCCCAGAAACGAGCUCAACAAAUCUACAAAAUACAGAAUUUGGUGGCCAUUUACAUCCGAAAGUCUUGUCUGCAACAGAAACCAGUCAAAAAGUAUCAGACGAGACCAACAGCAUGCAGCCAAUUGCUUCAGCUGUUCACAGGAUGAAUGUGAGACAGGAGAAGAUCGACGGAGAUUCUACGACCACUGGUGCCCUAAAUAUCUAUGACUCUUUAUCAUCAGCUUCGCAACAAGAAUCAGCUGAGGCUACUGUAGAGAUGCUAUUGUCCCAGAUGCCUGACCUCUCAUUCAUGCUCUCCAGCGACCUAUCUAUUCCUAAAACUACCAAUAGUUCUAACUUUAAUUCAUCAUCUUAACUCCUAUGAAAUUGAUUUUGGGUUCCAUGCUGUAAUGUUUAUGUUUUGUUAUUUUACAUACAUUAUAGACUUUCUUUUAAUCAGUUCAACCAGAAAGUUUUGGAAUCAAAAAACAGGUGACAAAAAAGAUUCAGACAUGAGAAGAGUUUCUGAGAGGAAUUAAGAUGAUUAUUGUGUGAACGUUAGAGUUUCUGAGAAGAAUUAAGAUGAUUAUGUGUGAAUGUUUUAUUGUAAAUUUGGUUUUGGGAGAUUGGUUGAUUUUCUUCAUUUU